Physeter macrocephalus (sperm whale) is the source of this 4555-nucleotide messenger RNA. It is a transcript of the gene FGD6, whose product is annotated as FYVE, RhoGEF and PH domain containing 6. The transcript has 21 exons. Gene Ontology annotation, molecular function: guanyl-nucleotide exchange factor activity; metal ion binding. NCBI's taxonomy places the organism in Eukaryota, Metazoa, Chordata, Mammalia, Artiodactyla, Physeteridae. Gene Ontology annotation, cellular component: cytoplasm. The record is from RefSeq and is a predicted model, not a curated record. Gene Ontology annotation, biological process: regulation of GTPase activity. The coding region runs from base 173 to 4492 and encodes 1439 amino acids.
CCGGAGCCGGCCGCGUCCUUUGUGCGGCGCUGGGGUUGAGCCUCGGGGCCGCGAGACGGAAUGUGGGCUCUGCCGGGGCUUUUCUCUUCUGCCCAAACUGUUGAAACAAUGGACUGUAAGGGGAUCGGGGAUUGAGGGGGGCGAGCGGGGAAGCGAGCUACACGGGGGAAUCAUGACUUCUGCUGCUGAUUUUUUUUCCUUUCUAGAGAUUAAGAAGCCACCAGUGGCCCCCAAGCCAAAGUUUGUGGUGGCAAAUAAUAAGCCAGCUCCACCUCCUGUUGCACCUAAACCUGAGAUUGCGGUUUCUAGUGUUCCACAGUCAACAAAGAAAACCAAACCAGCAAUAGCUCCGAAACCAAAAGUUCUGAAGGCCUCACCCGUUCAAGACAUCAGGCAGUCACCAUCAAGGAAAAUCAUCGUGAACCUGGAAGAGCAUAAACAGGAAUUCCCUGAAAGCAUUGACAAUUCUAGCUGCCAAAACAGAGGGCAUCAGAGCAGUGAUUAUAUUUUACCAAUGUGUUCCUGCCGUUCUGAGUGUAACCAUAAGCUUGGAAAUAGAGAGAAUUUGUGUGUCAAGCAGCUUGUCUUAGGUCCCCUGGAAAUGCAUGAAAAUUUAGAAAAUAAUAAAAUUGGUGAGUUCUCUUCAGCUAUAAAAACUCAGCAUAAAUGUGAUUCUAAUGAUGAAAAGGUCAAGAGCCAGAGUGAAGUAGUUUUAAAGGCAAGCAUCCUGGAAGAGAAGCUCAAAGAUGUUUUAACACAACGAACGUCACCUUUUAUUUUUCCACAGAAGCACAGAUUCACAGAAAGUCCAGAAAUAAGUGAUGGCUGUAAUUCCAACAGACAAUUCAGAAUUGAAUUUGCAGAUUUGUCACCAUCCCUGUCCAGCUUUGAAAAAGUUUCUGAUCAUCACCAUUGCCGCCUACAACUUCCUAGUGAUGAAUUUCAAAAUUUUGAAACUAGUCAGGGUGACAGUGAAAAAAGCAACACUUACCUUCAUUCAUCUGAACAAGAAGCUCUAGAAAAUGGUAAAAGGAGUACUUUUUUAUCUUCAGAUGGAGAUAUUAAGAAAUCAGAAGUCAAAGACCUUGGUCCCUUGGAAAUUCACUUAGUGCCAUACACCCCCAAAUUUCCAACUCCCAAGCCCAGAAAGACACGUGCUGCACACCUAUUACGCCAGAAACAUAUAGAUACUCCUAGCGAAAGAAAUGAAGAACCAGAGAAUGUAGACAGUAGCUCUCCUUGUCUUUUUGAAGAUAGUUUGAAAAACAAUAAAAUCAGUGUUUUUCAUCGGCAUGUUUUGUGUAACCAGGAACAGGUGGACAAAGUGAAGCCAGGAAAUAAAAGUGAAUUGAAUGUGGACUUCAACGGUGACAGACAAAACUUAAUCAAUUCACAAAAAGCUUUGUGUUCUGAAACAGCUUCCUUUGAAAAUAUGGCAUCUCCUUUAGAGACAGAUUCUAAUUUGAGUUCUGACAAGACAGGAGAUGGUUCUAGUAUGUCACCUGCUGUGGACAAAAGGACCAGUUUUAUAAGAUGCAGUACUCUAUCUAUGAGCCUGCCCAAGCAACUCAAAUUAACCUGCACCGAACAUUUGCCUACUGCCUGUAACCCGGGAGUGUCUGCCCCUCAACUGCAAAAGGAAUGUAUGAUAAAAGAUGAAAGUUCCUCAAGAAUUGUCCCCAAAAAACCUCAAAGACACAGCUUGCCUGCUGCAGGAGUGCUUAAAAAGGCUGCCUCAGAGGAGCUUGUGGAGAAAAGUUCUUAUCCCUCAAAUGAAGAAAAAAGUUCAGAGAAGGGUCUAGAAAGAAAUCACCUUCAGCAUUUAUGUGCCCAAAACCGUGGUGUGUCGUCCUCCUUUGAUAUGCCUAAACAGGCUUCAGAGAAGCCAGUGUGGAAAUUACCUCAUCCUAUUAUACCCUUUUCAGGGAACCCAGAAUCCUUAAAGUCUGUUACUAUAUCCUCAAACAGUGAGCCUCCCACUGCCUUGACCAAGCCCAGAGCAAAAUCAUUAUCUGCUGUGGAUGUAGAAAGGUGCACUAAGCCUUGCAAAGACUCUCAAAAGAAGAACUCUUUAAAGAAGUUGCUCAACAUUAAGCUGUCCAUCUGUUUCAUGAAGAGUGACUUCCAGAAAUUUUGGUCCAAGAGUAGCCAACUUGGAGACACAACCUCAGGCAGCCUUGCAGGUGGGGAGAGAAAAGGGAGUGAAAGUGAUUGGCAUGGCUUGUUGGUAGAAGAAAAGAGAAAUAAACCCACUAAGGCAUAUUCGGCAGAUAACUAUAGCCUGGAAUCCCAAAAGAAGAGGAAGAAGUCGCGGGGCCAGACCAGUGCAACUAACGGACCAAGAGCUGAGUCUUUGGAUGACCAAAUGCUCUCCAGGGAGUCAUCCUCGCAGGCACCUUGCAAAUCUGUUAUAAGCGGCUGUGCACCGGAGUAUGAAAAUAUACGCCAUUAUGAGGAAAUACCAGAGUAUGAGAACUUGCCAUUUAUUAUGACUGUGGGGAAAACUCCAGAGCUGGAAUGGCAGAAUUCCAGCAGCGUGGAGGACACUGACGCAAAUGUGUAUGAGGUAGAAGAGCCAUAUGAAGCUCCAGAUGGCCAGCUGCAACUUGAACCCAGACAUCAGCAUUCCAGCAGUUCUGGAGCAUCCCAGGAGGGACACAAUGAUCUGGACCUUCAUCUUAGUGACCUUCCUUCAGAUGAAGAGGAAGUCAUCAACAGUUCUGAUGAAGACAAUGUCAGCUCUGCUUCUAGUAAAGGGGAGCCUGACAUGCUGGAAGAUAAACAAGGUGAAGAUACUGGAAUGAAAAGUAAAGUCCAUCAUAUUGCCAAGGAGAUCAUGAGCUCAGAGAAAGUGUUUGUGGACGUGUUAAAACUUUUGCAUAUUGAUUUCCGGGAUGCAGUAGCCCAUGCUUCCAGGCAACUUGGGAAACCGGUGAUUGAGGACCGGAUCCUAAAUCAGAUCCUAUACUACUUGCCUCAGUUGUACGAGCUCAAUCGGGAUCUCCUGAAGGAACUGGAGGAAAGAAUGUUGAACUGGACGGAACAACAAAGAAUUGCUGAUAUCUUUGUAAAGAAGGGACCAUAUCUAAAAAUGUAUUCCACAUAUAUCAAAGAAUUUGAUAAGAAUAUAGCUUUGUUGGACGAGCAGUACAAGAAAAACCCAGGUUUUGCUGCUGUUGUUAGAGAAUUUGAGAUGAGCCCACGCUGUGCUAAUCUGGCCCUCAAGCACUACCUGCUCAAGCCGGUUCAGAGGAUCCCCCAGUACAGGCUGCUGCUAACAGACUAUUUAAAAAAUCUCUUAGAAGACGCUGGAGAUUACAGAGACACUCAAGAUGCCCUUGCCGUUGUUAUAGAGGUAGCCAACCACGCCAAUGACACCAUGAAGCAAGGGGACAACUUUCAGAAACUUAUGCAAAUUCAGUACAGCUUAAAUGGACACCAUGAAAUAGUUCAGCCUGGACGGGUUUUUCUCAAAGAAGGAAUUCUGAUGAAGCUAUCUCGGAAGGUCAUGCAGCCCCGAAUGUUUUUCUUGUUUAAUGAUGCUCUGUUGUAUACAACACCGGUGCAGUCCGGGAUGUACAAACUGAACAACAUGCUCUCGUUGGCUGGAAUGAAGGUCAGAAAACCCACCCAAGAGGCAUAUCAGAAUGAACUAAAGAUUGAAAGUGUAGAACGUUCCUUCAUACUCUCAGCCAGUUCUGCCCCAGAAAGGGAUGAAUGGCUAGAAGCGAUUUCCAGGUCAAUAGAAGAGUAUGCCAAGAAAAGAAUCACAUUCUGUCCCAGUAGGAGUCUUGAUGAGGCCGACUCAGAAAAUAAAGACGAAGUUAGUCCUCUUGGAUCCAAGGCUCCCAUCUGGAUCCCUGAUACCAGAGCUACGAUGUGUAUGAUCUGCACAAGUGAAUUUACUCUGACCUGGAGACGACAUCACUGCCGGGCCUGCGGAAAGAUUGUAUGCCAAGCUUGUUCAUCAAAUAAAUAUGGAUUAGAUUACCUGAAAAAUCAACCAGCAAGAGUAUGUGAACAUUGUUUCCAAGAAUUGCAGAAAUUAGAUCAACAGCACUCUCCUAAGAUUGGAUCUCCUGGAAAUCACAAAUCUCCUUCAAGCACCUUAUCAUCAGUCUUACAUAGUAUUCCAUCAGGGAGGAAACAGAAAAAAAUCCCAGCUGCUCUCAAAGAAGUAUCAGCGAACACAGAAGAUUCUUCUAUGAGUGGCUACUUGUACAGAUCAAAGGGCAAUAAAAAACCUUGGAAACACUUGUGGUUUGUCAUAAAAAAUAAAGUGCUAUAUACGUAUGCUGCAAGUGAGGACGUGGCAGCUUUGGAGAGUCAACCUUUACUAGGAUUCACUGUCACUCAAGUCAAAGAUGAGAAUUCAGAGUCGAGAGUGUUUCAGUUACUGCACAAAAACAUGUUAUUUUAUGUAUUCAAAGCAGAUGAUGCUCACUCGGCUCAGAAGUGGAUAGAAGCAUUUCAGGAAGGCACAAUAUUGUAGCUGUAUAAGUGAACACUGCCAAGAUAAAUCCAACCAAAAUCUUCAUCAAAGAAAUUAUUUUGU